Molecule: messenger RNA, 2665 nt
Organism: [Candida] anglica
Lineage: Eukaryota; Fungi; Ascomycota; Pichiomycetes; Serinales; Debaryomycetaceae
Source: the annotation of a GenBank genome assembly
UAGAGAUAUAGUACAGUAGUUGUCAACAACCAAAGAGAGGACUAAGAAGCAUAUCAUAGAUAAUGACUAUUGAUUCUAGUGUUGUUUUUGGUGUUAGAAACCCGUUGAACGGUGGAGUUCCCACUCCAACAACUGCCACAACGACGUCUUCAGUGGUACAACAAUUUGCAUCAGCACUUCAAGAAUAUCAAUUGGCGUCCAGUUCAGGAGAUCCAUUCGAAAUUAUUAACAAUUUCAAAGCUAUAUCUGCUGGUGAAGCUCUCAAAUAUGGCGAGGCAAGCAUCUCGAAUCCUUCCGAUGAAUAUAUCAAGGAAACAUUUGAAACUUACGAUUUAGAAACCAAGAUGUGGCAUUUGGUAUACAUUUUAUAUUCCUAUAGAAUGGGGAAAGAUAAUGAAAAAUUACUUCCAAAUUAUAAAUUCUCUUCUGAAGAUGUCAAGAGACACAAUUUCUUAUAUGAAAACCGUAAAAUUAGAGAAGUAUCACUUAUAAUUAAUUGGUUACAAGAAAAUACAAAAUCAGUGGAUACCAAACAAUUAGCUACGGGAUCUAAAUGGCAGGCCACUAAGCUGGAACUUGCAAACCAAAGUCUCAAUGUUUUGGCAUCCAAUGGAAGUAGAUCAUCGACCCUCAAGGAACUCGAUUCAGAUGGUCCAUUGAGAAAUAAUCAACAAUCUUUACAUCCGGACGAUGAGUCUGCAGACUCUCAAAACUUCCAACUCAUAUACAGAUUGGUUCUCUCUAACCAGAUAGAUGAUGCUGUGGAAGUAGCCAACAAUACUGGUAACUUUACUCUUUCACUUAUUCUCCUUGGAGCAGUACAUAAUUAUGUUGAUCCUGUCGUAGAUCAACAAGCAUUUGCUCAAGGCGAAGAAGAAGGAAUGAUUUUGGAACAAGAUGAAGAAUUAUUGAAUAAUGAUGCUCCCUCAGGUCAAAAGCACAAGUAUUUGUGGAGACAAACAGUGUACAAGUUGUCACAACAAACUAACAUCAAUACAUAUGAACGUUUGAUUUAUAGCUAUCUUUGUGGAGGGGACGUUGAUGCCAAUAUUAAAGAAGCCAAGGGUAAUUGGGAAGAAAUCUUGUUGGUAUACUUAAAUCAAUUAUAUGUGCACAAGAUGGGAGAAUUCAUAAUAUCGAAUUUAGAAAAAGAAGGCAUCUCGAAUAAGGAAGCUCUUGCAGUAUCCAUCCCAUCACCUCAAAACGAUGGAGUUGAUGACAUUUUGAAUGUUAUUCAAAGAAAUUCUAACAGCAUAGCAUCAGAAGAGAGUAGACAUCCAUUCAGGUUGAUUUGUGGAGGAAUCAUGAUAGAACAAGUUUCCACCUUAUUACAUAAUAUCAUCAAGCAGUUGAGCGUAGAACAACAGAACUCUUAUAUUAUCCGAGUGGUGACACAUUUGUCCAUUUUCCUGCUCAUUAUUGGAGGAGAAGAUGUCAUUAAAUCCAAGGACAUCACCAAGGUUAUUUCCUUGUAUAUUGCCUACUUAUCUACAAUUAAGAAGGAGGAACUUAUACCAAGUUAUCUUGCAUAUAUCCCCAAUGAAAGUGAUGCUAGAGAAUGUUAUUCACUUUUCUUGUCAUCUCUUACCGAUCCAAAGGAAAGAGCCAAACAAAUUGAAAUUUCUCGUCAAUUCUUUGAACCGCUUGGAAAUGAAGUUGGUGACGUUGAAAUGGAUAUUGGGGUAGAUGAUUCUACUUCAUCAACAUCUGGUGAUUAUGAGGGUAAGAUGGUGAAUGUUUUGAGAAGAACUGUAGAACGGGUAAUGGUUGAAACAGCUUCUCAUUAUGCACCAAAUACUUCUGGAAUAUCUACUGAUGAAGAAGUGGAUGAAAUCGACUUCAAAUUGUAUAGAGCAGUAGAAUGGUUUUAUGAGAACAAAAUGUAUGAAGAUGCAAUCUCUGCUACCAUUACCAUUAUUCGUCGUUUCUUACUUUGCGGGAAAUUAAAUGCUUUGAAGCAAUUUGGUAAGGAAAAGAAUUUCAAACAAUUAAUUAAAGAUUAUGACUUUGACGUCAAUACCAAGAUGUUUAGCAGUAGUUCUGCUUCAACUAGUGUUACUGAAGAGGAUAAAGAAGAACUUAUACAAUAUGAAGUGUUUAUUCAAGGAUUGGCACUCAUCGACGAUUGGAAGAAGUUUUUAGAAGAAAGUCAAAUAAAUGGUGCACAAACAUCGAAAAACUUGUCAUUUUGGAAAGUGCCUCAUGUUGGUAAUUCCAUUGAAAAAAUUUCAUCAACUUUAGGAAAACUUACUUUCAAUUGGUUCAGUAGAUUAAUCUCACAAGAUUAUUCUGAAAAUGUAGCCUUAUUCAAGGAAUUCAGAUCAAUUUAUAUUCCGUAUCUUGUUAUGGAAUUACUUCAAAUUUAUCAAUAUUCAAGAUUGAAUGAUUGGAAAUACAUGCGUUCUGCAUUCAAGUUGAUCAACGAUAUUGCUGAUGAUGAAUCUAAUGAUUUAUUAACAUGUUUCGUUAACAGUGGUAGAUUAAACGAAGUUCUUCAAAAGAGUGGAGAAAUUGCUGCAGUUGCCUCGGAAAUAGGAAUUGGGGGUAUCUUUUUUUGAAAGAUGACAUAUUAAUAGAUAGUUCUACAUAUAUAAUAAUUAAAUCAUAUUUACAUCGUGCUUUCGCCCUUUUUCAUUCUAUUUCAACUUUUUGUUUAUUAAUAUUU